AUGUGAAGCUGCAGCUGCAGCGCGUGUGCACGGCGCGGGCUGCAGCGUGCGGACCACUGCUGCUCUCAAACAGUUAACGACGAGUCGGGAGGGUGACGACUUGUUUUGCUGUUGGCUCCCUCCGCAUCCUCCGCACACGUGAGCGCGCUCGGCGGAAGACGGAGGAGCCUCCCUCUCCCUCGCUCGGCCUCCAGGAGGGGCUGAAGGUGACUCUCCUCUCGGCGGGGAUGCAGAGGCAGCUGCCGGGGGUCCGUCCGGCCCGAGACUCGAUCCUGCUCCCGCGGACAAAGCGCACGGUCCCGCUGAGGCUGCGGAGGCUCUGAUCGCUCACAAAUCCGUGUGACCCCGCCGCGCUUCUGCUGUGGUUCCCUUCCUCCUGUAGACAGAGGACACCGCAGCAUCCGUCUCCAUCUGUGUGUGAGUGUGUGAGUGAGUGUGUGUCUGUGUGUGUGCGUGUGCAUGCAUGUGUUCUGCACCGUACGGGCGGAAAAAGCGCCCACGAUCCGCAGGGAGCAUCUUCCCCGUCAGCCGCGGCGCGCAGACGGAGCCGGAGCGCAGGGAGAGCGCGGAGGAGGCCGUGGACGGCAGCAGGAUGACUGUCCAGGAAUUCAACACCCUGGUGGCUCUGUACCGGGAGCAGGUCAUAUCCAUCGGGGAGAUUUCUGCCGACUGUCCGUCACUUCGCGCUCAGAUGCAACUGACACGCUCCAAAGGAUGCUCCAUGGCCCGGGCAGCGCACCAGGACCUCACCGUCAUCUCUGGUUCAGGUCCAGAGGACGGAGAGAUCCACCCUGAGAUCUGUCGGCUCUUCAUCCAGCUGCAGUGCUGCCUGGAGAUGUUCGUUACGGAGAUGCUGAAGUCCAUGUGCCUGCUGGGGGUGCUGCAGCUCCACCGAAAAAGAACCGACUCGGAGCCGAGGGUGGACUUCAGGAUGGACGAGAGCUCGGACGUCCCGUUCCUGGAGGAGCGAUCGUCCUCGCCCAUAGACUUCCCUCAGGAGCAGUGGCUGGUGGGAAACGACAUUGAAAACAUAGAGAGGGACAUGCGAGAGAUGCGAAACCUACUCAGCAAACUCAGGGACACGAUGCCAUUGCCACUGAAAAACCAAGACGACAGCAGCUUGUUGAACCUGACUCCACAGCCGCUGGUCAGACAGAGGAAGAGACGCUUCCCUGGACUCUGCUGCAUGGUGUCAGGCGUAGAACUAGGUCGGACUCCCCCGGGUGUGAUGGCGUCCUCCAGACAGUUUCUCGUGCUGCUGCCGCUCCUCAGCUUCGUCUCAGCCUCACUCGCCUGUUCCUGUGACCGAUAUCCCUGGAGCUCGUGGUCCAGCUGCUCCAGGACCUGUAACCACGGAGCCCAGCAGAGACUGAGGAUGUUCCAGUUUGACGAUUACUACUGGAAGAGCAGCUGCAGUCAGCUGUGUGACAAAUACGACAGGAGAGGCUGCAACGAGCAGGCCUGUCCCAUCAACUGCCUGCUGACGCAGUUCGAGCCCUGGUCCGACUGCUCACCCUGCGCCAGGAAACAGUUACGCACCCGCUCCGUCCAGAGGCCGUCCCAGUUCGGGGGCUCGGACUGCAGCGUGGAGCUGACGGAGGAGAGGCCCUGUUACCCCUCCACGGAGUGCAAGUUAGCGCCUGUCGACUGCAGAGGCGACUUCAAGUGUGAUAACGGACGCUGCAUGAACUCGACGCUGACGUGCAACAGGCAGAACGACUGUGGAGAUAACUCAGAUGAGAGGGACUGUGCCGACCUCUCCGUCGUGUGUCCAGCAGAGAAGAUGGUGGCCCCCGGGGCCGACCUGGUGGGCAAUGGGUUUGAUGCUUUGGCGGAGGAGCCGAGAGGAGCCGUGCUGGACAACAUGUUCAUGGGAGGAAGCUGCAUCAUCAGGAGGCCUCCGACCACACUGCUCUACCAUCGAAUCCCUCACAACUUUGAAAACUUCGACAUCAAGGUCGGGGAGCUGCAGGACUUCAGCACUGAGCCGCAGCAGCUGCACACAGACUCCAUCAGUGUGAAGACGUCCAGCUCGUCUGAAGGCCACAACCCAUCUCGGUGGAACCACUUCUUCAAGUUUUUGGGCAGAGGGUUUUUGAAAAAGGAGGCGUUUGAAGCUUCAAAGAAAGUGGACUCCAAGUUUUUCCGGGUGCACCAGGUCCUCCCGGUGUCCAGGUUCAAGGUGAAAGAACCGGGCGACCUCGUCCUUUCGCUGCCUUUCCUCCAGUUCCUUCAGGCUCUUCCUCUCCAGUACAACUACGCCCUCUACAGGGACAUCUUCCAGCGCUUCGGGACACAUUACUACAGCUCGGGGACGCUGGGAGGCCACUACGACCUGCUGUACCAGUACAGCAGAGAGGAGCUCACCAGUUCAGGUGAAACAGAAGAGCACAUCAGAGGCUGCCUGGGCAGAGAGACCAGCUGGACCGCCGUCCUCUACAGCCCACACGCCAGGCUUUCCCCCUGCUCCGACAACAGGAUGACUCAGAAAUACAAAGGCUCGUACAUCCAGGCGGCGGAGAAGUCUUUCUCCAGGGUGAAGGGAGGACGAGCCAGGGAGGCAGCAGCUCUGGCCUGGGACCGGCAGGGCCCUGCUCCGGACCGAACAUCCUACAAGAACUGGGCCAAGUCUGUCCUGGACAACCCUGCUGUGGUUGAAUAUCAGCUGCUGCCCAUCAUAGACCUGGUUCGAGGGAUCCCCUGCGCUGCGACGAAGAGGAGGCACUUGAGGAAGGCCCUCCUGCAGUACCUGGGGGAGUUCGACACCUGCAAGUGUGAUCCGUGUCCGAACAACGCCAGGCCCGUUCUGUCCGGCACAGAGUGCAAGUGUGUUUGCCAGACCGGCACCUACGGCACCAACUGUGAGCGACGGGCUCCUGACUACAAUUCAGAGGAGGUGGACGGUCUCUGGAGCUGCUGGGGGCCGUGGAGUCGCUGCUCGGCCUCCAUGAAGAGACGCCGGGUGAGGGCGUGUGAUAACCCCACCCCCCUCAGAGGAGGUCAACCCUGCCUCGGCCCCAACAGGCAGGAGGAGCCGUGUCACAUCAGCAUCUUUGAAUCACAGGGGACGUGUGAUAACGAUGACGACUUCACUGUGGGCUGGAGAGACGAGCUGCCUCCUGGUGUUCAGGGCUGUGUGAGGCCACCGAGGCCCGAGAACAGCCUCCUCAGGAAAGCGAAGCAGUACUAUGACCUUGGUGAGGAGGAGGAGUUUGAGUGCUUCACUGGGUGGGAACUGGAGGGUUUUCAGUUCUUCAACUGUCUCCCUGACGGAACCUGGAGUCCACCAAAAGGAAAAUGCAUCAAGAACCUCUGUCUUCCUCCUGAGAUCCCUGAUGGGAUGGCGCUGCUCCCCGACAAGGACCAGUACAGACUGGGGGAGUCUGUGGGUUUGAACUGCAUCGAGGCGAACGUGGUGCCGCGGCCGGGAGGUUCAUACAGGUGCAGCAACAGUCUCACCUGGGAGCCUCCGUUACCGGCUGAGCUGCGCUGCACCGCUGAGGAACCGUUUGUCCCCGACCGUCAAUGUGGACCAGGACAGAAACUACAGGACGCUCAAUGUGUCUGCGUCCAACGGGAGAGCUGCCUGUCACAAUCAGCAGAUCUCUGCGUCCUGAACCUGGACGUCGGCGUCACCGUGUCGAUGUCCCUCUGCUCCUUCCACGCCGGCCGUUGCCACGGCGACCCGCUCUUCUUCGUCAGCAAGGGCGAGUGUGAUGCGUCCGACUCGGGGAAACUGGAGUGGGCCAAGUUCAGAGCCAAGAUGUCGUCUAAGAGCUCAGCUCAGGAGCCCUGUGAUCUCGACACCUGCUACGAGUGGGAGACCUGUUCUGCCUUUAAGAAGUGCGAGUGUCGAGCAGCUCGUGACUGUCAAGGAUCCAACGAGCACAUGUUCUGUGUGAAGCUGACGAGGAGCCAGAGGACUCGAGCUCUGGACCUCUGCUCCAUGGCCGCGCUCAAAUGUGCCAGCUACGAGUUUGAGAUCCUCAGUGAAGGAGCGUGUGAGUCCAGGUGAUUCUGAUGGGAUUGUUUUUGCAACACAACAGUUGGGCCCCAGUCACAACUCAUCUAGUCAUCUAACUUCUCAACCCGACCUGAUUUGAUCCGAGAUGCUUUGUAAGGACGGGACAGUGGUUUUUAAAAAAGUGUCUCAAAUCAUUUCUGACGACAGGAGGAGAUCGUUUCUCUGUUAAACGUUUUUUUUCACAUGUAAUGAUAAUUACAUUUCUUACAGUAUGAACCUCCCACUGCAUCACUUCCUCACUGUAUAUAAUCUAUUUACUGUUCGGGUAUCACCUUCAAAUAUUUGUCAAAUGAUGAAAUUACAUUAAUGUGGCCGAGAAAUAUUCAAAAAAUAAAGAAAACUGAAAACUAAA
This is a messenger RNA of Hippoglossus stenolepis (Pacific halibut), 4376 nucleotides long. RefSeq names its product complement component 6 (gene c6.2). NCBI's taxonomy places the organism in Eukaryota, Metazoa, Chordata, Actinopteri, Pleuronectiformes, Pleuronectidae. Gene Ontology annotation, molecular function: protein binding. Bases 464 to 4015 code for a protein of 1183 amino acids. The record is from RefSeq and is a predicted model, not a curated record. Gene Ontology annotation, biological process: immune response. The transcript has 23 exons. Gene Ontology annotation, cellular component: membrane attack complex.